This is a messenger RNA of Selaginella moellendorffii, 937 nucleotides long. Its product is annotated as mitochondrial import inner membrane translocase subunit TIM17-2. The record is from RefSeq and is a predicted model, not a curated record. Gene Ontology annotation, biological process: protein import into mitochondrial matrix. Gene Ontology annotation, molecular function: transmembrane protein transporter activity. Lineage: Eukaryota; Viridiplantae; Streptophyta; Lycopodiopsida; Selaginellales; Selaginellaceae. Gene Ontology annotation, cellular component: TIM23 mitochondrial import inner membrane translocase complex; mitochondrial inner membrane. Bases 63 to 776 code for a protein of 237 amino acids. The transcript has 2 exons.
UUUUGUGCCGCGAUUUCUAGGGCUCGAGAGGGCGAGGGGCGAGCGGCGAGAGAGAGACAGCCAUGGCGACGCCGGAUCACGCGCGCGAGCCGUGCCCGGACCGCAUCCUCGACGACAUUGGCGGCGCAUUCAGCAUGGGCGCCAUCGGCGGCUCGGUCUACCACUUCAUCCGCGGCGUCUACAACUCCCCGCGAGGUGAGCGCCUGCUGGGCGGCGCGCAGGGCGUGCGCAUGAACGCGCCGCGCGUCGGCGGUAGCUUCGCCGUCUGGGGCGGCCUCUUCUCCACCUUCGAUUGCACCAUGGUCUACUUGCGCCAGAAGGAGGACCCCUGGAACUCCAUCGCCGCGGGUGCCGCCACCGGCGGCUUCCUCCAGCUGCGAGCCGGGAUGAAGAGCGCCACCAGGUCGGCGAUCUUUGGCGGCGUGCUGCUCGCGCUCAUCGAGGGCGCGGGGCUGAUGCUCAACCGGAUGAUGACGCCGCCGCCGCCACCCAUGGAGGAGCCAAUUCCACAGACCGGGCCGCCCUCCUCUGGUAUCUUCCCAUUUCCAGCUCCAAACACUGCGGGGAUGGGUGGCCAGUUUCCUUCUUCUCCAGGUGGUGGUAGCGGUGGUGGUGGUGGCGCCAGCGAUGGUUCUUCUUCGUCUUCCUCGGGCUCUAGUUCUUGGUACUCGGGAUGGUUUGGAGGGACGAAGGAGGAGCCCAAGCCUUACAACGAGAAGCUGGACAGUUUUGAGGCGAAUCCACCCCCGCCGAUGCCCGGCUUCGAGGUGAAGUGAGCGAGGGAGGUCUGGCGUGGACGUGUACAUGCAAGGACUUCGCGAGAUGGCUCGUGGUCCGGCCAGCUUGGCCUCGUGAGUGAUGCGGUCUCAAGUCGUGUGUUCUCUUAUUUCAUUUUUACUUCCAUCGUGGAAUACUUUAAAGUCUGUUCUUGCGCUUC